AUGCCCGCUCUCAAGACCCUUCUGAGUGCGCUCGCGCUGGCUGGCGGCGCUGUGUCCUGCGCGCACCACGGUGACAGUGACGUCGUCCCCGAGCAUGAGCGGGCGGAGUUGCUGAAGAAGUGGGAUCAAGAGUGGUCUUUCUCUGGCAUCGCCAGCUUCGCGCACCUCAAGCCCGUCAAGUGUCUCAUCGAGCCCGACGAGCAUUAUGAUAUCGCCAUAAUUGGCGCACCAUUCGAUACGGCUGUCAGCUACCGACCUGGCGCCCGCUUCGGCCCCCGUGCCAUCCGCGCCGCCAGCGCGCGACAGAUGUCUGGAACAAGCUACAACACGCGGGCGGGGAUCAACCCGUACAAGUCGUGGGCAAAGAUUACCGACUGCGGCGACAUCCCAAUCACGCCGUUUGACAACGGGCUGGCUGAGCGACAGAUGUACGAAGCCUUCCUAGAGCUGGGUGCGCGCAAGACCGUCAACGCCGCACCCAACGGCGACGGCAGCAUUGGCGCAGGCCAUCCCAAACUCGUCACACUGGGCGGCGACCACAGCGUUGCACUGCCGGCUCUGCGCGCGCUGCACCAGAUCUACCAGAAGCCCAUCACGGUGCUGCACUUCGACGCGCACCUUGAUACCUGGAAUCCCGUGCGCUACUCGGCUUACUGGCAGAGCGAGCAGACGCAGUUCAACCACGGGUCCUUCUUCCACAAGGCCAGCCGCGAGGGUCUCAUUUGUAAUGCCACCUCCGCACAUGCGGGCCUGCGGACGAGACUGACAGGCGUUGAUGCGGGUGAUUAUACGAACCCAGGACCCGAGCAGGGAUUUAUCCGCGUGCAUGCGGAUGAUAUCGACGAGCUUGGUCCGAUGGGUGUUGUGGAGACGCUUAUAAACCGCAUUGGUCUCGACCCGGAGCAGCCCGUGUACCUAUCUGUGGAUAUUGAUGUGCUAGAUCCGGCAACGGCGCCGGGCACGGGCACACCUGAGCCCGGUGGCUGGACGACGCGCGAGUUCAUUCGUAUUCUACGCGGGCUCGAGAAGCUGAACCUUGUUGGUGCGGAUAUUGUCGAGGUGUCGCCGGCUUACGAUAACAAGGGCGAGACGACCGCGCUGGCGGCGGCGCAGGUUGCUUUUGAAAUUAUUACCAGCAUGGUGAAGUCUGGUGUAAAGGAGGAUCUGGGUGGUUGGUACGGGCAUCUCGAUGAGGGUGUUGUGGCUGAGGCGAAGGCGGCCAAGGCGACCAAGGAUGAGCUGUAG
This is a messenger RNA of Penicillium lagena, 1245 nucleotides long. RefSeq names its product agmatinase. Gene Ontology annotation, molecular function: agmatinase activity; metal ion binding. Bases 1 to 1245 code for a protein of 414 amino acids. The record is from RefSeq and is a predicted model, not a curated record. NCBI's taxonomy places the organism in Eukaryota, Fungi, Ascomycota, Eurotiomycetes, Eurotiales, Aspergillaceae. The transcript is spliced from 3 exons.